Gossypium arboreum is the source of this 543-nucleotide messenger RNA. RefSeq names its product secreted RxLR effector protein 161-like. Lineage: Eukaryota; Viridiplantae; Streptophyta; Magnoliopsida; Malvales; Malvaceae. Bases 1 to 543 code for a protein of 180 amino acids. The record is from RefSeq and is a predicted model, not a curated record. The transcript has a single exon.
AUGUCCUUUAACUCCACAAGAGAGAGUAAGACUCCAUAUGCUUCAGCUAUAGGGUCUAUCAUGUAUGCCAUGCUAUGUACUCAUCCUGACAUGUCGCAUGCUUUAAGCAUGAAAAGUCAAUACCAAGUAGAUCUUAGUAAAGGUCAUUGGGUGGCAAUUAAAACCCUCCUUAAGUACUUGAAAAGGAAUAAGGGUACAUUCCUUAUGUAUAGAGGUGAGGAAGAGCUAAGUGUAAAGGGUUACACUAAUGCUAGCUUCCAAACCAAUAAGGAUGAUUCUCGAUCACAACCAGGUUUUAUGUUUUGCCUUAAUGGUGGUGCUAUGAGCUGGAAGAGUUCAAAGCAAGAUACAAUGGCUGAUUCUACAAUAGAGGCCGAGUAUAUUGCAACUAUUGAGGCAGCAAAAGAAGUUGUUUGGAUCAAGAAGUUCAUUACUGAACUAAGGGUAGUACCUAGCAUAUCAGAUACUACAAAACUCUGUUAUGACAACAACGGAGCUAUUGAACAAGCCAAGGAACCCAGAUCUCACCAACGAUCCAAAUAG